Toxotes jaculatrix (banded archerfish) is the source of this 8463-nucleotide messenger RNA. Its product is annotated as AMP deaminase 2-like. The transcript is spliced from 20 exons. Gene Ontology annotation, biological process: AMP metabolic process; IMP salvage. Gene Ontology annotation, cellular component: cytosol. Lineage: Eukaryota; Metazoa; Chordata; Actinopteri; Toxotidae. The coding region runs from base 2330 to 5098 and encodes 922 amino acids. The record is from RefSeq and is a predicted model, not a curated record. Gene Ontology annotation, molecular function: AMP deaminase activity.
GCCUUUAAAAGUUAAACUUCGUCCCUCUUUUGAGGAAACAGUUUUCACGUCAAAACAAAAACCCACCUUACCGAGCAAAGGUGAAAUUUACCUCUGGACAUUUCCUGUCUUCUUGCUCCACAGCCUGUUUCUGCUUCAUGCUGGUCUUCAGCAAUGUCAGGUGGAUUGACAAAACCAGCCUUUGAAUAUAAGGAGUGAAAAAAAAUCCCCAAGCAGCCAGUGAUAUGCACAGCGGUCUCAUUUUUAGCAAAUGGGUGUGCAGACAGAAAGCUUGAGACAAAGAGAAAACCAAAGAAGGAAUAAUAAGAGCUAUCGGGGUAGUAUAACUGCCCUCUCUUUCCAGGUAAGUUGCCUUCAGAAUGUGACUGAUUUGGUUUUAUGUGACAUAUUUCUGGGAAUAGUUAAGAUCUUUCUUUCUGACAAAAGGAGGCCUCUGUUUUUAGCCUUUGCUGCACCAGAUGGUGAGCGUCAGCUUUCUCAAAAACUGGGUCAGACUUUGGAAAAAGCUUUUUUUUCCACUUCUUUUUUUAAAUUAGCCAAAAGAAAAUUUCUUGACUUCUUCCACUUUUGUCUUGAGCCCACCUUUGUUGUUAAUCUUUGUUGUUGUAAAGCUCAUUCAGUAAUUUGAUUGUUGUGUGUUCAACAUCUUUGGGACAUAGUUUGAAAUGAUUGGUAUUGGAGUUUUGUCUUAAACAGUUUUUAGGCUGAUUUCACAGUAAUCCUGGUAAACAAUGGCUUCUAGAUUAUGUUUUAGUUGAUCAGUUUAGAGAUCAGUGCCAUUGGUUUUAGUGUUUUAAAUUUGGUUUCAGAUUGAUUAGGCACACACGUUUUACUAAAUAUCUGAUCUACAUAUAAAGUGUGUCUUCAUAUUUCAAUUUGCUUAGAAAAAUGUAUAAUUUUGGUCAGAGUUAAUCAUAGUCUAUACUAUAAAAUCAGAGCCCGGUUUACUUGCAUAAUUCUUUAGUUGCAACUUCAAUUCAGUUGUAUUGUGAAGUCAAAUUUAAGGAGGAUUGCUGAGUAAAUUGAUGAAUGGUUGGAUAGUGAAGAAGUUCAGUUCAGUGCUGGAGAGUUUAAGAGUAUAUUUCAAAUGAAACUGCAGUGUGUAAUAAGAUCACACUUGAUGGCGUUAUCAGCUUUAAAAGCACAGUGAUGACCCUUAGAGCGGUGUUUUUGUUACUGUACAAAUACAAAUUUAGCUUUGUAGUGUUUGAUUAAUUUUAAAUUUGGUAAACUGAAGUUGCUGGAACAGCAAUCUUGUGCUGGGACAAGGCAUAAACACAUUUCUUUUUAUACCACUAGAUGGAGAUCUUUACUUGUUUUUAUGCCUGUCUUGUUCGGACCUCUCUGGCCAGUGAUGGAAUCCCAAAAACACCGAAAGGCCAAUAAUAAAAAUAGAUUUUCACCAGUCUGUCUUCCAGCUUCAGUAAUGUAGAAUAGAUGUGAUGCAGUUUUUAAAUAUAUGUACAUUGAUCUGUGACAUGAACUGGGCCAACAAACUUUUGUUUUUGAUGUAUGCCCCGAGAGUCUAACAAAAAUGUUUUUAUUUUGAAAAGCUAAAUUGAGCUAACAUGAACACAGGCAGUAGAAUGGAUUAAUUUAGUUUUGCAUCACCUCAGUUAUAUAUACGGGUGAUAUAAACAGCAACUUUAACUUUGUUGUUGGUGAGACUUGCAAAGAAUUUGAAUGUUUUAUUUUACAAUUUAGUGAUGAGUUUCAGUGGCGCUGAAUGUAAAAAUAUAUAUAUAUAUGUCAGUCGAAAAAUAAUUACAAGUUUUUUGUUUGUUUUACUAGAUCAGGCUUUUGAAGCUUGUGUGGAUACUACACUUUAAAUAAAAGUGUGCAUUAAUAAAAAAUAAAUGCUCCUAAACUACCGGAACCACAUGACAGAAAGCUGUGCACGUACUGUACUUGUCAGGGGUUGUUUUACUUGCCCCUUGCUGGGCAUUGGUUGUCACUAUUUAUAAUACUUCAUGUCAGGCGGGCCUGUGCUGUGUGUGUUUAGGCUCUCUGUCUCCCCUCAGAAUUUUCCAGCAAAGAAGAUUGGGAAUUCACUAGUCAGCUUACACACUAAGCUGGUUUCUCUGCUUAUCCACACUGGCCAUUCUGUGUUCUUUGCCUUUUUUUUUUGCCACUUGCCGUUCACCGGGAUCCGCUGUGUUUUUUUUCUCUCGGCUGAAUACACAUCCUCAUGAUAUCUAGUGUUUCUAAUUGCUAUUUUUAGAUGAGUGGAAAAACUUUUGUCCUUCGCUCACCUUGGCGCUCAGCUGGCGGGGUGUAGUCAGUCUCUGGGCUGGUUUGCUGUCAUGCUAGCUACACACUUUGAUCUGCAAUGCCCUCCUCUGUGGCUGUUUUUCCCCGCAUUGGCUACAGGAAGCUCAUUCCUUGGUUGCUAGGGCAACCGAGGAGGAUGGCCCCCAGCAGGAGUUGGGGAAGCCUUGGGCUGCCUUUCAGCUCGUUGCUGUGCGGCAUGCCUGCUGACCUGCUGCUGGCUGGGGGGAGGAGCCAACUCUGCAGAGGAGCUUCUCCCAGCCCAGUAUGGGUCCUGCCGCCCCGCUGCCCCACCAUGAGACAGAGCUCCAGCAUUAGAGCUAGUGCUACUUUCUCCCUCUGCUGGCCACUGCGCAGCUUUGACUCACUCUGCUCCAGUAGUAACAGGAGCACAGGCGUCAAGAUGUCAUCCUCCUCAUCCUCCACCACUGAUGGACAAGGGAAGCCUAAACCUAAAUCCCCAUUUCGCAAGAGGGGGAGUCUGCAGAGCACCACCAGCCCUGAUCUGUGUGGUGCAUCUGGACCCAAACCUCUCAAGCCCCAACGAUCCCUACCAGGGACGCCAGUUUCUCUCACUCACUUCCCAAUUGACCUGCGAACAUCCAUGGAAGAAAAGUACAAAGAGAUUGCAGAGGAGCUGUUCACAUUCAGCAUGGCAGAGAGCGAGAUGAGAAGCGCACCCUAUGAGUUCCCGGAGGACAGCCCCAUCGAGCAGCUGGAGGAGCGGCGGCAUCGCCUAGAGAGGCAAAUCAGCCAGGACAUUAAGUUAAUGAAGGAGCAGAGUGUGGACACUGUUGAUGAUGGUUUUAACGAGAGAGAAAUGCCAAUGGAGCGAGAGUACCAGCGGGUCUCAAUAUCUGGAGAGGAAAAGUGCGGGGUGCCCUUCACUGACCUGGUGGAUGCUGCUAAGUGCGUGGUGAAGGCGUUAUUUAUUCGGGAGAGGUACAUACACCGAUCCCUGCAGACCUUUUGUAAGACCACAGCUCACGCCUUGCAGGACCUCGGGAUGAAGCCUCUGGAUCCGGGAGUCUAUGAUGAUAUAGCGGAGACCCCUGUAGAUGCUGAUGCCCCUGUCCACCCACCUGUUUCAGAGACACACCCCUAUGAUAAUCAGGACCCCAAGAAUAUGCCGGCAGACACAGGAUAUGGGUGCAAGAUGGUGGAUGGAGUAGUUCAUGUCUACACUAAGAAAAACAACAUGGACAAAAGUACAGAACUGGACUUACCGUAUCCUGACCUGAAGGAGUAUAUUGCAGACAUGACUGUUAUGAUGGCCCUCAUUAUCAACGGCCCAGUGAAGUCUUUUUGCUACCGCCGCCUACAGUACCUAAGCUCAAAAUUCCAGAUGCACAUCCUCCUGAAUGAGAUGAAGGAGCUGGCAGCUCAGAAGAAGGUUCCUCACAGAGACUUCUACAAUAUACGAAAGGUGGACACACACAUACACGCAUCGUCCUGCAUGAACCAGAAGCACCUGCUGCGGUUCAUCAAGCGAGCCAUGAAGAAAUACCCAGAGGAGAUCGUUCACAUUGAGCGUGGUCGGGGUCAGACCCUCAAGGAGGUGUUUGAGAGCAUGAACCUGACAGCCUUCGACCUGAGCGUAGACACUCUCGACAUGCACGCGGACCGUAACACUUUCCAUCGGUUUGACAAGUUCAAUGCCAAAUACAACCCCAUUGGAGAAUCUAUCCUCAGAGAGAUUUUCAUCAAGACUGACAACCACAUCGAAGGAAAAUACUUUGCACACAUAGUCAAGGAGGUGAUGUUUGAUUUGGAGGAGAGCAAGUACCAGAACUCCGAGCUGCGCCUGUCUAUCUAUGGCCGCUCCCGAGACGAAUGGGACAAGCUGGCUCAGUGGGCCGUCAAACACCGAGUGUACUCUGAUAAUGUGCGCUGGCUUAUCCAGGUGCCCCGUCUAUUUGACGUGUACCACACAAAGAAGCAGCUGGCUAAUUUCCAGGAGAUGUUGGAGAACAUCUUCAUGCCUCUGUUUGAAGUCACGAUCAACCCCCGCAGUCAUCCCGAGCUGCAUCUCUUCCUACAACAUGUGGUGGGAUUUGACAGUGUGGACGACGAGUCCAAACCUGAGCACCACAUUUUCAAUCUAGACAGUCCACUGCCAGCCAACUGGACAGAAGAAGACAACCCACCCUACUCCUACUACCUCUACUAUACAUAUGCCAACAUGACUGUGCUCAACCACCUGCGAAGGCGGAGAGGCUUUCAUACAUUUGUCCUGCGACCUCACUGCGGGGAGGCGGGACCAAUCCACCACCUGGUGUCAGGUUUCAUGUUAUCAGAGAACAUCUCCCAUGGGCUGCUGCUCAGAAAGGCCCCAGUGCUGCAGUAUCUUUACUACCUGGCUCAAAUUGGCAUUGCCAUGUCACCACUGAGUAACAACAGCCUGUUCCUCAGUUACCAUCGUAACCCGCUGCCGGAGUACCUGUCCAGAGGCCUCAUGGUGUCUCUGUCCACCGAUGAUCCCCUUCAGUUCCACUUCACCAAGGAGCCUCUGAUGGAGGAGUACAGCAUUGCUGCUCAGGUGUGGAAACUGAGUUCCUGUGACAUGUGUGAGCUGGCAAGAAACAGCGUCCUCAUGAGUGGGUUUUCUCACAAGGCCAAAAGUUACUGGUUGGGCCCCAGUUAUUCCAAGGAGGGUCCUGAGAGCAACGACAUCCGUCGCACCAACGUCCCUGACAUCCGUGUGGCAUACCGCAGCGAGACGCUGUCUGAGGAGCUUCAGCUCAUCACCCACGCUGUGCGCACGGAAGAGCUGGACACCAUUGAUGAGGAAGAGUCUCUGUCCAUGGGCCCUCUGCCAGGACGGCGCUGAAAUCGCAAUCAGUCGGUCUCAUCCUGUAAACCCCCCCCAACCCUGCUGUCCACCUACCAUAACACUGAAGAGACGUGGUGUGAGAGUAAUGCUGCUGUUCAUUUUACACACAGUAUAAACACCACCAACCAUCACUAUGAAAGUAUGCCGCAUCAAAAAGCCAAGGAUACGGUGCUGCCAGAGUCCCUCAGCUUCUUGUGUCUGAGUCAUUUUUACGUUGCAGCAGAGGAUUCUAAAUCCAUAUCGUUGUUAAAUCUUUUAAUUUAUAUUUUAGGUUUGUGACGUGUCCAGUCUCAGUUAGCAUGGGGAAGGUUAACAGGGAUGACCAGCACCAGAGUGUUUUCCUUUUGUUUUUGUGAAUGAAUAGCAGGGAGGCACUAAAGGCCAGUGUUUACAUCAGCAGACACACUUUAGUACAAUGCUCUCAUUCUGUCCUGCCACAGUUUUAAAAUGAUCCCUGUGAUGUUUUCUGUCAUUCAGUGAUUUGUUUUCAUCAGAUGAAACAGAGUGUGUAGUAUCUCUUCUGUAUUUACAGAAACUCCACUAACCAGCACAUUUCAAGUUUCUUAACAGCAAACCUGUUCUGAAUAUUGCUUAUCUCGUGUUUUACAGUCAUGCUGCUUGAAUAACUUUAAUGCAUCUAUCAUGUUCAUUAUACACACUUAUAAUGAAGGAUAACAGAUGCAGUUUUAUUGGAAUAAUUCUGUGAGAUUGUUGGUGGAAGUGGGGCGAACCUACACAACAAACUUUGACAUGUGGCUCAAAGCUUGAAGAGACUAAAUGAGAGCCCUGUAACAACAGGGGGUAGCUUCUGUCUGAAUGCUGCAGUGCUGAACAUCAGCCACGCACGGCGCGUGGUGUGGUUUCAGAUCAUUUAUUUGCCAAACUGUGCACACAGAAUUGUUCUUCCGUGAUUUAGCUCAGUUCCUACAUUCAGAGAAAACCCCUUAUCCCUCAACAGAGAAGCAGACUGCAAACAUUCCAUGAAGCAAACGGUACUUUUAGCUGCAAAAGUAUGGAGUUCAAGUAAGUGUCAAAAUCAUUUUGUGUUGUUGUUUUUGUAAGAGAAAUGCGUAUUGUAGAUUUUAACCUCAGCACAAGUUAAGUGUGGAUGAAUUCAGCACCGCCCGUGGAGAACGCCCUCACCUUUACUUUGUUGCGGCCAUAAAGAUACGGACCCUCUGUCCCCCUUUUCGAACCCUGAUCACACUCAUUCCUUUCCCGGUGAAAGCCAUGGAGUUUUUUUUUUUUACCCUUUGCAUGCAGUGCACUGUACAAAUGCACCAAGCCAAGACUUCACAGUGCCUUUUCAUUUUUAGCUUUGGGUACUGCAUGCCCAUGUCUCUCCAAACUGUUUACAUGUAUAAAGGUAUGCUCUUUAUCAUGCAACAAGUAUUGCAUAUUUUUUUCCCCUCUGUCACAUACAUAGGCCUCUAUGCUGUUGUAAAAUCCACGCCGAUGGAACUGAAACCAUGUAGCUGCAUACUCGGUGUAAAAUAGCUUUUACCAUGGCCUUCGUUUGAAGGAGAAAAGUUGAUUUGUUCGUAUUUCUCUGCUUAUAAGUGCAUGCCUGCAUGAAUAAUGGAUGACAGGAGAGAAUGAUUGUUAUUUACAGCAAGCUGUAAUGUAAAGCAUCUUAACUAAUUCAGGGCUGCAGACCAGCUUCUGAGUCAGAAAUCUGUUUGCAGUGAAUAAACAGAUUUCGACUCAGCUUCGUUCACCAUGUCGACGUGAGCAGACCAUGCUGGGACAUGGUUAAGACUGUCGCAUGGUUCUUGUAGCAUUUGUUUCUAACUCGCCCCGAAUCUGGUCAAAGCUGGGAUCACAUAUGUUUUUGUCGUGUGCACUCAUCAUGUUUAUCACACCACUCUACCUGCCACUGGACACUGUCCAACCUCCCAUCAAACUGUGAGCAUUCUUCUUAAACCUAGAUGCUACUGAAGAGUGAGACAUGACUAGCCAAGAGUCAAGAGUGGAGCCAAGAGUAGAAGACAAUGAAUCCGUAAAUAUUAGCCUGAAUAACCGCCUGUUGUGUUUUAGGACAUGUUUGCUUCAUAGAUGAUUAAAAUGAAAGAUGAGAGUCCAUCUUUGUUCAGCAAGAGUACGGUAGCUUCCUAGUGUUAAAGGGAUGCACUGGAGUUGUGCGCCAAACACAGGGGAAUAUGUGUGAUUGUUGGAUUUCAUGUAUAAAGUGUAUUUUUUUAAAGGUAGAGAUAUAGAGAUAAGAAAUUUUAUAUUCACAAUUUAUUGAUCUCAAGGUCUAACACUUAGUUUUGUUGCCAUUAAUAAUUGUGGAUUAGUGUUAUGUCAUGAAAAUAAGUUUUUUUUUUCAAUGAGGUUUUAUUGUUUGUAGCCUUUUAAAUUUGGUAAAGUAAUUGGACACAACAUUUUAGUGUCUGUUCUGCCUAUUUAAUAUUACACUAACCCUCAUGUUUUAGUUUUCAUUCCUGGUAGUUCUCAUUGUCUUUGCACACCAGCAACAUUCAUGAUAUAAAAGUAUACGACUGAUACCUCUUACUUUUAAGCCAAAAGUUGUCUCUACAGUAGCCAGUCAGACACUGACCUCUAAACACACAUAAAAACUAAUUGUUCUACAUCACUAGGUUUGAUCUCUUGUAGUUUUGUUGGAUGCAAAGACUCAUGUCAACAAUGACUGUGUGAAAACUUUAGUCCUUUUCACUUGGGCUGAACUACUGAGGGACAGUAACAUCCAGAUAACAUUGGUCCACAGGCUGAAGCACAAAGUAUUUCUGUUUAAUUACUGCAACUUUUUUAUUAUUGUUCCUUUACUAGUUUUGAUGUUUAACAACCACCCUGCGGACAACUUUGUAAUAUUUUGUGAAGUAAUUAUGGCAUUAAGUUUUUGAUGACAGUGUACCCUGCUGUGAUACGUUAUCUCUCAAACACAGUACAGGAUCUGGACUGACCUGAACCUUUUCCAUCCAUUCAGUUUCCAUCCAUUCAGCUUCACAGCUCGUUGUUUACUGUACGUAUGUCCACUUCAAGGUUGUCUUUUACAGUCACCACAGAGCCACUCAUCUGUGCACUCACAGCAUAGUUGCACCCUACCUCGCAAAUACUUAUCUCUGAUAAUUGCUUUGACAAUUGCGGCUCUGCGUCGUGCUCAGUAACAGCAGGGCUGCAGCUAAUCAUUAUUUUCACUGUUGACCAACCUACUGAUUAUUUUCAAUCGAUUCGUUUGUAAACUGAGAAAAUCGUGAAAAAUGCCCAUUAUAACUCCCCGUGGUGCAAGAUUGUUUUGUCCAACCAACACUCCAAAACCCCCAAAAUAUCUGGUUUCCCAUGAUGGAAAACAAUGAUAAAGCAACAAAUCCUUACAUUUGAGACGCUUGAACCUGUGAUUU